Saprolegnia diclina VS20 is the source of this 442-nucleotide messenger RNA. RefSeq lists its product as hypothetical. Gene Ontology annotation, molecular function: copper chaperone activity; metal ion binding. Gene Ontology annotation, biological process: copper ion transport. Gene Ontology annotation, cellular component: cytosol. The record is from RefSeq and is a predicted model, not a curated record. Lineage: Eukaryota; Oomycota; Saprolegniomycetes; Saprolegniales; Saprolegniaceae. The transcript is spliced from 2 exons. Bases 94 to 315 code for a protein of 73 amino acids.
CGCGAGUUUCGGCCAAUCACGUCGUGACGCUAGAAAGGUGACGUGUCGGUAUUUUUGAAAUCGGCCAGCGCCGCACAAGACAGACAACAAACGAUGUCAGACGUGGUCACGGAGUUCAAGGUCGGCAUGACCUGCGGCGGCUGCUCGUCGGCCUGCGAACGCAUCCUCGUGAAGAUCCCCGGCGUCAAGUCGGUGGCGUGCGACAUCGAGGCCCAGCAAGUGCUUGUGACGGGCUCGGCGGACGCGCAGACGAUGCUCGCCGCACUCCUCAAGUGGUCCGCGGCCAGCGGCAAGAGUGUCGAGCUUGUCCAAUAAUAGAGCGAGUGCCUUUGAAUCACGAAUUCUUCUCAUAUUACGGACUUUACAUGUCGGGCGGGAUCGUCCAUUGCGAGACGCCCGUCUCCUUGUUGUAGUAAAAGGGCUUGUUUUGCGCGUCGUCCCA